Messenger RNA from Argentina anserina (silverweed cinquefoil), 1046 nucleotides. RefSeq lists its product as uncharacterized. Bases 101 to 886 code for a protein of 261 amino acids. The record is from RefSeq and is a predicted model, not a curated record. Lineage: Eukaryota; Viridiplantae; Streptophyta; Magnoliopsida; Rosales; Rosaceae. The transcript has 3 exons. Gene Ontology annotation, molecular function: protein binding.
GUUCUCUCUCUCAGAGAGGCAGAGGCCUUUGUAGCCUAACCCUAUCCAUAGCUCCCCUAUUAUACAAUUCUGGGUUUUAUUGCAAGAUUACAUAUUCAUCAUGGCUCUUCAUGGAUCCAGUUUCUGCUUAAAUGGAAAUCUUUCGUUUAGGGAGUUAAAAAGCUUGCCAUGUGCCUGUUAUAGUUCUGGGAUGCUACAUCAUCUGUCUUUACCAUCAAGGAAAUACAAUUUGGUUGUAGCAAAUACUCAUGAAAGGGGGCAUAGAUUUGAACUUUUGCCUGGAGGUGGUCAUUUACGAAGUGCACAAUCCACGUCCUCUUGUCCCGCCUUUGGUUUGCGAUCAUUAAAACCAUGCAGUGCAAAAUGUGAUGACUCAGAGGAUAGCUCUGAUGCCGAAAAUAUCAUUUUGGAUGCAGAAACCUUAAAACGGGAUUUAGAUAUUGCCGUAGCAGAAGAGAACUAUGCUAAAGCAGCAGAAAUUAGGGAUAGACUCAGACUUCUUCGCAAAGAUAGUAUGACUUCUGUUUUAGCAGCAAAUGCUAGAUUUUACGAGUCAUUUAGAAUAGGGGAUCUGGCUACAAUGCAAUCUCUUUGGGCUAAACGGGAUGAAGUAUGCUGUGUACACCCUGGUGCACGUGGGAUAUAUGGUUAUGAAGAUGUUAUGACUAGUUGGGACUACGUAUGGGCGAACUAUGAAUUUCCACUGCAGAUCGAGGUGAAGGAUGUUAAUGCUAAUGUUAGAGGGGAUAUGGGGUUUGUUUCUUGUGUGGAAUUGGUUAAGACAAGAGGUAGCAGUUGGGGAGGACAGUUUGUAACAAAUAUUUUCGAGAGAAUUGAUGAUCAAUGGUUUAUAUCUGUACAUCAUGCUUCGCCGAUAGACUUGUGAAGAUGCAGAUCGACUUGGUACGUAUUUGAUGUAUGAGUUCCCUCUCAUUGCCAUUUUUGUCCGUUUGCUUGGCGAUCUUUUAACCGUUAUGCACUAUUCUUUACCACAAAUGAAAUGCAGAUUUGUCAAAUUAUAUUUCUUUACCAUUCUACUGCAGCUU